Cryptotermes secundus is the source of this 5132-nucleotide messenger RNA. RefSeq lists its product as uncharacterized. Lineage: Eukaryota; Metazoa; Arthropoda; Insecta; Blattodea; Kalotermitidae. Gene Ontology annotation, biological process: intracellular signal transduction. The transcript has 10 exons. The record is from RefSeq and is a predicted model, not a curated record. The coding region runs from base 156 to 3419 and encodes 1087 amino acids.
UCAAUUAUGAGGCGAGGUGGGUGCAGUUUCAAUUUGAAAUUUAAGUCGUUUAUUCUAAUAUGGUGUUACAUUAGUAAAGAAAGCGUAGACUUUGUACUUUGUCUUGAGUUUUACUGUUUCGAAUUUUGUUGGACAUUGUGUACCCUAGGCAAGAAAUGGAUGGUGCAAAAAUUUGUGGCCCAUAUAAGGCUACAAAAAUGUGGAAUGAAAUGGUUGAAACAUUUAGGAAUGGAAUUCCUUUAAAAAGACAUCGCCGCCAUAUAAAAGUGUAUGACCACUGCUUCACAGGACAGGAAGCUGUGAACUGGUAUCAGUCAGUUCUGCAGGACUGUUUUUGUCUAGGAAACAGUGUAACACGUGAACAGACAGUUCAACUGUUGAAUAAGUUCCUGAAAGCUGGUGUCUUUCAGAAUAUCAGUGCAGCAACUCCAUUUGAUAUUCAUUACCAGUUUCUCAAAGAAGGUGAUCUGUAUCAACUGUCAGACAUCAACAGUACAAGACUACCUCUGGCCCAUAAGUCAUUAAAUAUUCCACCUAAAAGCGGACUGAAUCAGUGGUCUGCGGACAACAAAGAGGGAGUCCCAAAGAAAGGCAGUACUACCGCAUGUAGUCAACCAGAAAUGGCUGAAUCCAGGCUAGAUACACAUCGUACUCUCACUACCAGGAGUUCUGUAAAGCAGCCAAUAGUUGGUAACUUCAAUCACCAUGUGUCACCAAAUUUCUUCACACCUGCAUUACCACUGUCUGACCAACUUAUCAGGAGUAAAAAUGAUAUGCAGUUUGAAGCACAUUACAGGGGGAGCAGUAUUAAUCAGAUGAAUAAAGAUUAUGGAACGCACGACACAGGUCAUGAAAAUUACACUCACUCAGGUGUUCAUCAUAGUCGUCAAGGUGCACGUGAACACCAUAGCACUCAACAUUUGUCUACUGGUGAGAACCAACAUACAGGAACUUCUGUGAAUUGUAAUGGGAGAUACUAUAUUUCAUCAACUGAGCAAGAUAAAAUGUACCCUGGAAGGAUCAUGAUGAACGGGCACUCCAGAAAUGAGAAAACCAGUAUUUGCAGUCCAGGUAAUCCCAAGGAUAAUAAAGAUCUUGGUAGUCCUAGAUCAUAUGCAGAAUCUUGUAAGUGGCUGCAGCCACUUAUCUUGGACAGUGCGGACACCUGUGAUAUGGAAAAGAGAAUUUGCAUUGAGCAACCACAUGCACCUUCUUCCACAACUCUGGGUUACAAACACUUCAGAACUUCUCCAACUUUGACAAGGUCCCAGACAAUCCAGAGGAGUGCAAGUAUGAUACAAGCAAAAGUAGAUCUCAGUAAGCCGCAGGUAACUACAAAUCAUGAUUCGAGAAAAUCUCUGCAUAAUGAGAAGCUUCCACAAGGAAGUGCAGAUGGAAGUGGUUUGACGAACCCUGUUUGCUGUGAUGUAAGCAAUGCAACUGUAAGGAGAAACCCAUGCUUAAAUGUACAUACUGCUGAAAAUAACAUUGACCAAUGUGGAUUAGAUAAUGGGAGACAGAUUCAGUAUUAUCCAGCAUCCACCUUGCAGUGGAAGAGUAGCCAGAAUAACAUGACUAGUUCUGUGAUGCAGAAAGAAAGGAACCUUUCCAGCAGGUCUGGAAGUUUCAGAUUUUCAAGAUCACCCUCUGAGGAACCUAUUACUUCCACAGUUCCUGGGCUUACUCAGCCUUUCGAAAUCGGGGAGAUUUGGAAGAAAGUAAUCUUGGCUAGGUUUCAAAGACAUACGCCAGGGUUGGAGGUUCCGUUCGGUUUAUAUUUGCAUAGCAUUCCUUGUGAGUGGCUAACUGCAAAUGCAUCUAGUGAGCUUCACUUUCAACAUGACUCACAAUUUCCUCAGUCUCUGGUGGCUGCUAUGAAUUGCCUUGUACAUUGGCCUCAGACUGUGCCAAGUGAAAUCAUAACAGCCUUUAAAGAACAUUACUUCAAGUUGAAACAGCCUCUGACCACAUUUAAAUUGUAUUCUAUACUGUCUAAAGUAUUUUUAUAUGUUGCAACCGGCAAUUUAGCCAUGAGUAAGGAGAUGGUAUUAAGACAGUCAGAAUUGAGUUCCAGUAGUCCUCUGACCAUGGCAUUACCGCCUAAUUCUUGUUUUGAAACUGCAUUUACUUCAGACAGUCCUGUAACUCGCAUUGUACCUCAGCGUUGUGUAGACACUUUACAUUUUUCACACCAUGGACAACAACCUAAGAAUAUUCCACCAAAGAGAAUUUCAAGUGCUCCAAACUUGUGUGAGCCAUUACCAGACGUUCAGGCAGCUCAGAAAAGAAACAGUCGAUCUAGAACAAAGCGCCAAAUAAUUGGCGGGAGGCGUGUGAUGAAACUGGCUAAUAAGAAGGCAAGUAGGAGAGUCAGAAUAAGAAUGGAUGAAGACAGAAUGAGCCACUUUCGUAAUAAUUCAGGUGGUUAUGUGAACCCUGCCCUGUCUAAGUCAACUGAUGAUAUUAUUGAUACAGAUGAUUUUGUAGACACUGCAAAGAUCCAGUCACAACACAACUUUGAAGUUGAACAAGAACUUGAUUAUAUUGCAGCUUUGGAAAGUCUGAAUACCUUAAUGAGAUGCAGUCGUCGGGAUAAUACAUCUGUUGCUGUUGGUGGGAAAGUUACAGAGGCAGAAUCUGAUGCAGACCAGAAUGGAAAUCAGAGCAGUGAAAGUAGUUCGUACUACACUGCAGUAUCCAGUUCCAGCUCUUGCUCGGAAGCUAGUUCAUGGCGAAGUAGCGUUUUGGUUGACAGCCUGGAAAAUGUGAAUACAGGUGGAAUGAUGCCUAUGAAUAUCGGAGAAAGCGGAGAAAAACUGAUGGUUGCUAUCAUGCAGCUCCUACUUCUAUGCAUUCCUGUAUACAACCGUGUUCAGCUUCGAUACCUUCUGCACUUCAUGAAUCAAUGGAAUUUGCACCACUCACUUUGUGUUCAGACAGAUGUUAUAGAUAUAUUCACACCUACAAUUUUACGCAGUGAGUGUGAAGCCAACUUUGAUGUCACUUUGGCACGCAGCAUUGUGUAUUUCCUCGUUUCUCACCACGACUUGGUACUCAGCGUACCAAGCGACUUAGUGGCAGAAGUUCAGUUUCUUGUAACCAGACAACACACAAACACUGUUAGUCAUAAAGGCGGCAAUAUGACAUAUUGCCAGCAAGUGUCAAGCUGGCAGUUUGAGCGUCAGAGACUCACGGGUUCGCAACUUGCCCUCUCAGAGUUACUUGAACAGAUAUUGUCAGACUGCAAGAUGGGUCCUAAAGAAAAAAGGAAACGCUUGAAAAUGUUUCAAGACGCAUAUCCACAUAUUUAUCGUCGCCGUUUUCCUGACUCUGCAGUGCAGGAUAAAGAUGUGAAGAAGCCAUCUCGAGGACUUCUCAAUUUAGGAACUCUUUCACGUCUGAAGAGUAUGCGUGUAUGAAAAUCAUUUUUAUUCGUAUGUUGAAUCUGAGGUUCUCACAGAGGUGAUUAUCUGUCUUCUGGGAUAUCAUGUCAUGUAGUCCAGUGAAGGUCAACAUGUUUCAGAACAAGAAAUUGGCUCUAUCCUCAAGGUUGAAGAGUAAGCCAAGCAAAAAAAAACAAACCUGAAGCGGGAAAUAAAUGGAGCCUGGUUCAAUGGUGAAUUUUUAUUCAGUUUAUUCUUUGACCCUGAAGGUGGAGGUGGUAAAUUCUUUCAUAACAUCAGUUAAGUUUCACCAAAUUACACAGCAUUAUGUCCUGAAAGACUGACCUCUUCUUGAUUUUAUUAAUUUUAUGAAAUGUAUAAUUUUAUACUGAUGAAUCUAAAGUAGGGCCAGUAGAAGUUUGUUCUAUCUGUGAACCUUCUGUAUAUUUUCCUUUUCUUGCUGCUCAUAUUUGUAAACUCAUUAAAAUCCUAUUCAGAAACUCUUCUUAUAGCAGUUUCCUUUUCCUUCAAAACAUAUUGUGGUUUAUACUCUGUCCAACAUAUCAGGUUCUUUAGGUGUUCUUUAAGCAAAGUAAGAAAUUGAGAAUGCCGUGACAUACACAAUAAGAAAGUGGGAAUGUCAUGUCUCUUAUGGGUUUCUGCACAUCACAUCUUCUCAGAUUGAUAUACUCUUAAAUGAAAACACCCCCAAGAGAUUAAUUUGACAAAUUAUGUUAACUUUAUUGUCUUUAACAUUUUUUAGUAUAGUGAUUAGCUAUUAUUUAUAAAUGUAAUAUUUUAUUUUUAGUAUAGAAUGUAGGUACUGUAAGUGUGCAUCUUACUCCAUUGAAUAUUCUCACUAUGAUAAGAAGGUAGAUUCUUCUCUGAAUAAUUGAGUUUUUCCCAGCCAAAGAGCAUUCCAUAGAUGUUGCAUAUUUAUCUAUGCCCUGGAGAUGUGCACCAUGUUUGAUAACUUGUGCCGUAUAACAGGAUUUUGGCCAAUCCCAUAGGAGGUCAGUAUUCCGGAUCGGCUUUGAAUGAUGUUAUUGAGACUAGUUCUGGAUACGCAACUUACGGGUCAAAACUAACGGACCAAUCAAAAUUGCCACAGGAGAUAGUAAUCAUUUGAGAUGAAUACAGAUGUUGCUGAAGUGCAGAUUUAAUAGUGUGGAAUCUUUUGACAGAUGUAGAGGCUUCCCCUCUUAUAAUAUUACAGAAAAUAUCCUUGCAGAAUCACAGUUUAGAAACAGUGCCAUGCCUGUUCCCAUACCACCUGAUGCAACAAGCCAAGAUGCUUCUAGAACAAUCUGUAAUGCAUAGUAACUCAUAGCUAAUGCAGUCCUGAGUCAGGUAUCGUGCAUAUACUUGAGGCCAACUUCCAGUGGCCCAUAACUCAGUAGUCUGAAUAUGAACCAUCUUGCGUUACUAUAAGUAAUACUGACCUAGUGUAGCCACUUUGAUCCCUUGUGUUUAUUCUGAUAUCACUAUUUAUUUAUUGUCUGCAUCCAAUUGUGUGUUACAAUGUCAUUUUUUGGCCGUCAACAACAAUUUUUGUCAAAACCAAUAUAGUAUCACUGUACUAACAUUGGCUUCAUUUUAGCAUCUGCUGCAUGUUUCAAUCUAUGAUUUGGAUCAUCAGACAGUUUCUUAAGUAUAUCACUUGUUACUUAAUUGUCCUAAUACAGAUCCAUAUUUGUAUUAUUUUUUUGAAAUCCGUUGAUUUAUAUUGUAACGUGUUUCGUUACUGAA